This is a messenger RNA of Colletotrichum higginsianum IMI 349063, 591 nucleotides long. Its product is annotated as succinate-semialdehyde dehydrogenase. Gene Ontology annotation, molecular function: succinate-semialdehyde dehydrogenase (NAD+) activity. Lineage: Eukaryota; Fungi; Ascomycota; Sordariomycetes; Glomerellales; Glomerellaceae. The transcript is spliced from 3 exons. Bases 1 to 591 code for a protein of 196 amino acids. The record is from RefSeq and is a predicted model, not a curated record.
AUGCCCAUCACAUUACAAAAAGCAGUCGCCCCGGCGUCACGAUUUGUCCCAAGAAGCUUGUUCCGAUCUGCCCAGACACCCUUUAUCCCGUUUACACUGAGAGCCGCCUCCACCAUGGUUCCCAAGCUUAAAGACCCGUCAUUGCUCAAGCAGGACGUCUGCUAUGUCAAUGGCGAAUGGAUCAAGGCCAAGUCUGGCAAGACCUUUGAUGUGACCGACCCGGCCACCGGCGAGAAGAUCGCCUCUUGCCCCGAGUUCGCCAAGGCCGACACCGACGCCGCCAUCGCCGCCGCCGCCACGGCUUUCGAGACCUUCCGCACCAAGACCGGCCGCGAGCGUUCCAAGCUGCUGCGCAAGUGGUACGACCUGCUGAUGGAAAACGCCGAGGACCUGACCACCCUCAUCACUUGGGAGAACGGCAAACCCGUCGCCGACGCCAAGGGCGAGGUCACCUACGCCGCCAACUUCUUCGAGUGGUUCAGCGAGGAGGCGCCCCGCAUCUAUGGCGACACCAUCCCCUCCUCCGUGCCCGGGAACCGCGUGUGGACCAUCAAGGAGCCCGUCGGCGUCUGCGGCCUCAUCACGCCGUAG